AAUCUUUUCAUCUGAUUAUCCCUGAUUGGUUGAAUCAUGCUCUAAUACACAAAAGUGUAUAUGAUGGAGGAAUCAUGCUGUUUUGUGCUUUGGAGACAUUCUGGUCUACAACACUUUCUUUGACAUGAUAACACACUUGACUUGUCCAAAACAAGCUGAAAAAGGAACAGGUGAAGAAAGGGGCAAUAAUGAUCAGAGUAUCCAUGAUGAGUCCUUGGCUAAAUUGGAGAUGCAACAAUCAAAUCUUGGAAGCUGUCUAGCCGCCAGCUUUGACAUAGGAGCAGUCCGAGGAUCAUAUCUCAGCAACCAGAAGAAAUUAAUCAACAAACUCAACGGCAAUGGAAACUUAACUCAUCAGGGUCUCACGUCGAAUUGGAAUCAUGUCCAAAGCUUCUCAAAUGAAAGAGUUAUGGAUUCUACAAGUCGGGUGAUUCUGUGUUUACUUUGUUUGAAUUUUUCUGAGUUUAGAACAUCUCAAACCUAUCUAUGGCAACCAGUUGAGCAUGCUAAGGUAACUAAUCAUGUUUUCAAGAGUUCUUUUAUUGAUUACACAGAUAUGAUGCACUUGUUUUUGUCAAAAGAGUCAUGUGCAGAUUAUAUGGAAGCUUUGAAGCAUACCAAGGGAAAGAACAAGCGUGAGGAAGACAAACGUUUCAAGCCGCCUGAUCUAAACCAGGAGAGACGUCAGGACGUCACUUGCUUCAUUCUCAUCAACAAAGCACCUCCAGAUGCAGCAUACAAGCCAAAACCGAUAAAAUACAACUUUGGGAUAAGACUCUUACUCUAUGAUGUUCUUGCUUGUGUUCACUUGUCUUGUUUCAAUGUAUCAGGUUUAAUUAAUGCCUCAGGAGUAAGGAGAGCCAAAUGGAUCAGUCCCUUCUAUAUAAUAGAACCAGUCAGCGACAAUGCCUAUCAAAGAGGCUUGCAAGGUAAGUGUAAUCUGAUUAUAAACUCUGAUGUUACUGACUUGGUCCCUUCUAUUGCAGGUAACACAGAUCUGAGGACAAAUCUUUUUGAAGUCGGAGGGGAUGAUGUGAUCAUGGAAAGCACCAAGGACUGGAAGUAUGAACCUGAACCUGAAGAGCUCGUAGCUGAGGAUGCAACAUUGAAGAACAUUUGGAAACAAGAAGAAUACAUUAGUCUUGGCCGAAGCUUGAUCAUCCAAGACACCUUAACCAUCAUUCAAGCUACUCCACCUUCAAGCUGAUCAUCAUCUAGGCAAGU
Messenger RNA from Brassica rapa (field mustard), 1224 nucleotides. RefSeq lists its product as uncharacterized. The record is from RefSeq and is a predicted model, not a curated record. Lineage: Eukaryota; Viridiplantae; Streptophyta; Magnoliopsida; Brassicales; Brassicaceae.